AUGCCCGCUAGUAGCCCACAUGGCGAGAGCAAUGGGAACGUGGAAGAGUCCCAGGCAUUUUCGGAGGACGUGUUUGACGACACAUACGCGGAAAAAGUAGCUCCCAGACACCCUUGGACGCUGGUGUGGAGAAACAUCUGGCUCAUGGCGAUGCUGCACGCCGGCGCUCUCUAUGGAGUCUCCCUCAUCCCGGAUGCUUGUGCUCUCACGCUCGUUUGGAGCGUUGUGUGCUUCUAUUUCAGCGCUCUCGGUGUGACGGCAGGAGCGCACAGGUUGUGGAGUCACAGAUCCUACACAGCUACGCCGGCCCUUAAAAUCUUCCUCGCCCUUGCCAACUCAAUGGCUUUUCAGAAUGACAUUUACGAGUGGGUGAGAGACCACCGUGUCCAUCACAAGUAUUCAGAGACUGAUGCUGACCCGCAUAAUGCCAAGAGAGGCUUCUUCUUCGCGCAUGUGGGAUGGCUACUGGUUCGCAAACACCCAGACGUCAUCGAGAAGGGACGAAAACUGGAGCUAUCUGACAUAAAGGCCGAUAAAGUGGUCAUGUUCCAAAGACGGCACUACAAGCUCUCUGUGUUGAUCUUGUGCUUCCUCGUGCCCAUGAUGGUACCCUGGUACUUUUGGGGUGAGUCCCUCCUGGUAGGCUACUUUCUACCUGGGUUACUGAGGUACACCGUCGCUCUCAACGCCACCUGGCUGGUCAACAGCGCUGCGCACAUGUGGGGGAACAGGCCUUACGACCGCAACAUUAACCCCAGGGAAAACACAGUUGUCGCCUUCAGUGCCAUCGGUGAAGGCUUCCACAACUACCACCACACAUUCCCAUUUGAUUAUGCCACCAGCGAGUUCGGCUGGAGGCUCAACUUCACUACUGCCUUCAUCGACCUCAUGUGCUUCCUGCGUCUGGCCAGCGAGCGCAGGUCGGCAUCCCGGGAGAUGAUCAUGGCCCGCGUGCGGCGGACGGGCGAUGGCGCCACUAAAAGUGGCUGA
Messenger RNA from Nerophis lumbriciformis (worm pipefish), 990 nucleotides. Lineage: Eukaryota; Metazoa; Chordata; Actinopteri; Syngnathiformes; Syngnathidae. The record is from RefSeq and is a predicted model, not a curated record.